This is a messenger RNA of Vigna unguiculata (cowpea), 630 nucleotides long. Lineage: Eukaryota; Viridiplantae; Streptophyta; Magnoliopsida; Fabales; Fabaceae. The record is from RefSeq and is a predicted model, not a curated record.
AUGAAGUCCAUCAUGAAGGAGCGAGGAGAGCCUAUGACUUGGGAGGCCUUCAGGGGGAAGUUCCUCUCGGAAUACUUCCCUGACAGUGUGAGAUUUGCCAAGGAGGUGGAAUUCUUCCAACUGACCCAAGGAGGAAAAUCUGUGACAGACUAUGCUAAGAAGUUCAAGCAUCUCAUCCGUUUCUACACCUUGCCACUCGAUGAAGAGUGGAGAUGCCAUAAGUUUAAGAAUGACCUCCGUGGCGACAUCCGCUUGAUGGUAGCCCGUCUAUCCAUUAAGGACUUUGCUGCACUGGUGGAGAAAGCACGAGUGAUGGAGAAGAUGAAGAAUGAGGUGGAAGGUCAGCGUCCACAACAGCCACAAAGGAUAGGUGGACUAUCUGGGUCCACGCCCAGACAUGAGGAGCGGAGGAGACCAUAUGACAGACCUCACCAUCAGCCUCAGGAGUCUAGGAACUUUUCCCCUCAACAGGGUCGGGGCCACUUUGGGAAAAACUGCCCCAACCUUUCUAGGGCAGCGAUACGCCCUCCAAUUCAGACUACCUACCAGCACCAGCAGAGGAAUAGAGGCAACAUGCCUCAGGCGACAGGCAGAGUGUAUGCCAUGACCGGAGCGGAGGCUGCUAGCUAA